AUGCCCCUCACUGCAAACGGUGACACGGCAGACAGUCUCGCGAAGUCGCAAGGAUAUUACGCGUCAAGGUCGCCGCCCAAGAAUGGCAGGACGCUGGUGAAGUCGUACGAUGAGUUUGGCGGCACUGAACAGGUGAUUCAGCUGGUUUCUUCUCCUUUGCUAGUUGUGGCCCCGGAUGAAGAGAUGGAGCUGGGCCGCAGCAGCUCGCCCUUUCACGCCCAGCAGGCAGCUCGCCUCCCAGCGGCUUGCGGGGCUGCCGUAUCACCAAGCACCGCAUCGCGACCGAGGCCGCUCAUGCAUGAGAAGGUCCACGUAGUGGGGAACGCAGAGCCCCCUCAGCCGCUAAGCAGGAGUCAGCUGCGGGCGGCACCGACGGGCGGCAGCGAUUCGGACACGGAGGAGGAGGGCCAUUGCAGUAGACUUAUGACGCCAGACGCUGAUCGAAGGAACUCGCGCCCCGGCAACGAGAGCGCCGUCGAGGCAGAAGAGAAAGAGGCUGAACAGCAGUUGGUGGACGAGUUCGGCUUCGUUAUUGACGAGGACGCGAAGGAGCGGGACGGUAAGUACAUUCGCGGCAUUGAUGGGAGGCAAGUGGUUCGGCGGGAGAUCAAGUGGGCCAACAUGGCGGCCGACUGGAACAAGACGAACACAAAGAUGCACGCCAAGCUGAAGGAGAGGUGCCGCAAGGGCAUCCCAAGCCGCUUCCGCGGCGUCGCGUGGCAGCUGCUCAUGGGCUCCUUUCAUCAGCUGAACUCGGAGGAGAACAACGGCGUCUAUGUGGCGCUGCGGGACAAGAAGCUCGCGGACAAGGAGACAGACGUCAUCAUCUCGCGCGAUCUCGCUCGAACAUUUCCCACUCACGUUCUCUUCCAGGACCCCGGUGGCGUUGGGCAGACCUUCCUGCGCAACAUCCUGCACGCCUACGCCGGGUGCGAUCCGGAGGUGGGCUACGUGCAAGGCAUGGGCUUCCUCGUCGCGGCGCUGUCCACACAAAUGGCGGAGGAGGAGUCCUUUUGGGCCCUGCAUGAGAUGAUGUACAAUGAGCGGUACAAGAUGCGGGAGUUGUUUCGCCCUGGCUUCCCGUUGCUACAGCAGUUCUUCUACCAGCUGAAGCGUCUCAUCGCGCGACUGCUACCGCGACUGUCAAAGCGGCUCGACGAGCUUGAGAUUCAGCCUUCCUUCUUUGCAUCGCAAUGGUUUCUGACGCUGUUCGUCGGUCACUUUCCCUUUCGGGCGCUGCUGCGUGUGUGGGACAUCUUUUUCUCGGAGGGCUGGAAGAUCAUCUUUCGCACCGGUAUUGCGCUCUUGAAAUGGGAGGAAUCUCACCUCUUGACGCUGCCGUUCGAGGACACGCUGCUGGCGCUCAAAGGUCUGCAGGAUGGAAAAGACGCAUACGAGCUGCUUCGGCGCGCGCACCGUGUGAAGUUCAAGACGGCAGAGCUGAAUCGAUAUGGUGACGAGUACUGGGAAGCGGUGGGUUUGAUUCAUCGAGACUGA
Leishmania major strain Friedlin is the source of this 1497-nucleotide messenger RNA. Its product is annotated as putative rab-like GTPase activating protein. The transcript has a single exon. The record is from RefSeq and is a predicted model, not a curated record. NCBI's taxonomy places the organism in Eukaryota, Euglenozoa, Kinetoplastea, Trypanosomatida, Trypanosomatidae. Bases 1 to 1497 code for a protein of 498 amino acids.